This is a messenger RNA of Alligator mississippiensis (American alligator), 2146 nucleotides long. RefSeq names its product regulator of G protein signaling 7 binding protein (gene RGS7BP). The coding region runs from base 404 to 1225 and encodes 273 amino acids. Gene Ontology annotation, biological process: G protein-coupled receptor signaling pathway. Gene Ontology annotation, cellular component: postsynapse; neuron projection; nucleus. The record is from RefSeq and is a predicted model, not a curated record. Lineage: Eukaryota; Metazoa; Chordata; Crocodylia; Alligatoridae. The transcript has 7 exons.
UCCCGGCGAGAGCAGCGCGGAGCCCGCGGGCGCCGGGCCGGGAGGCAGAGCCCGCCGCCAGCCGGGCAGCGCUGCAGAGCUGAGCCCGCCGCCCCGCGCUGCAUGGGCGCCGGCAGCCGGCCCUGCGCGCCCCGCCGGGCGCUGCACGCUGCUGGCGGCCAGGCGCUGAGAGCCCCGCGCGCUCCGCCCUGCCCGGCCGCGGCUGAGGCCAUGCCGCAGCGCGCCCCGCCGGCUCCCGCGCGCCAGCCCUGAGCCCCGCGCGCCGGCCGCCCCGCACCGCACCGCACCGUACCGCCCCGCGCCGCGCCGCAGCCAGCGAGCCAGCGGGGGGAGCGGGCGGCUCUGGCGGCUCGGCCGGGCGGGCCCAGUGCGGCGGCGGCGGCGGCCGGGUGGAUGCGUGUGCAUGAGUGCUGCAGCGAAUGGGCGCAAGAAGCGCCCCCGGCCCGCCGCCCUCUUCCACCUCGGCAAGCCCCUGCCCGGCCGGGACGGCGAGCGCCGGGCCAGCGGCGCGGACGGCGCCUGCCGCAGCCAGCGAGCCCUGGAGGACUGCAAGGCGCUUGUCCAGGAGUUCAAUACCCAAGUGGCUCUAUACCGGGAGUUAGUGAUUUCCAUUGGGGAUGUGUCAGUCAACUGUCCGUCUCUACGUGCUGAAAUGCACAAGACUCGAACCAAAGGAUGCGAGAUGGCUUAUCAUGCACACCAAAAACUAUCAGCAAUUUCUGGCAGCACAGGCUCUUCCCUGCAUGGCUGCUCCUCCUCCUGGCUCCUCCUCCUGUCUUCAAACAGCCCAGAAGAUGGUGAGAUUCACCCUGAAAUCUGUAGACUAUACAUCCAGUUGCAGUGUUGCUUAGAAAUGUACACAACAGAGAUGCUUAAAUCUGUAUGUCUGCUAGGAUCCCUUCAGUUUCACCGGAAAGGAAAAGAGCCUUGUGCCACCAAGAUUGUAGACAGUAAAAUGGAGGAGAGUUCAGAAGUACCUAUUUUAGAGGACACAUCAUCAUCACCAAUAGAUAUUCAACAACAUUCAUGGCAGGUUUCCACAGAUAUUGAAAAUGCUGAAAGAGAUAUAAGAGAAAUGAAAAACCUUUUAAGUAAACUCAGGGAGACUAUGCCUUUACCAUUGAAAAAUCAAGAUGAUAGCAGCCUCCUAAACCUGACUCCUUACCCAUUAGUGAGAAGACGGAAGCGAAGAUUCUUUGGACUAUGCUGCCUUGUUUCAAGCUAAAAGAUUCAACACAGAAAUGCCAAGAAAAAGAUAACUUUGAUUAAGCCAAUAUUAUUUGACCUUUGAAAGAAUAAAUCUUGACUGCUCUUGAUUAUCAAGUAUGUUUUCUACACUGCCCUGUUACUUUGUCCCAUUCCCCUUUUCACAAAAAGUUUUACAAUGUGGUGUUGCAGACAAGAACCAAAUGGGGAACAGAUAUACCAUAUUUCAAAUGUUUUUAAAUAUUUUUUUAAAAUGACAUUUACAUGCAUGCUUUAAAUCAUACAGUGACAAAAGAAGAAUUAUUGUUAUGGGUUUUUUUUUUUACUGUGCAGCCACAAAGUUUUGUUUACAAUACAAGUCUAGGACUAUAACUUAUUAGUAUCACAUUAAAAUAUUUGAUCAUAUUCUAACAAUCUUUAUACAUAAAUAGCUAUUUAAAACAGCAAAGUGUUAACGUUCUAAAAUAUUAAAAUAAUAUAUAAUAGAACAUGCACAAGCUCUCCUAUUGCUUUUUGUGCUCUCAUUCAUAUUUAGUCUUCCACUCUCUCUCAAUUUAUCCAAGAACUACAUAGUCAAAUAUAUCUUAAUUUAUAAUACACAAAACCAUGUAUGAGAAAUAUUCAGAACUUGUAAAUACAGAGUAAUCAUUGUAUCUACAUACUGUACAAUGCAUAGAAGUAAUGAAAUUACUUUUAAGCCAAUGGUGUCUAUUUCAACUUUUGGAAGAAAGGAGUAAUUCAGUUAAAAAAGAUGGUGUAGUAAAAUAUACUAUUACCCUCAAAUGUAAAGCAGAUUACCAUAUUUUGUUUCCAUUAGCAGUUGAAGCAUGUCUGCGCAUCAACUAAAUGUUCACUCUUAUAGGGCAUGCCAGAAUUAGCUCAGACUGUAAUAUAUUAGACAUUUUACAUUGUUAAUAAAAUUUUUUAGUUAAAUUUAAAA